Messenger RNA from Vicia villosa (hairy vetch), 2529 nucleotides. Its product is annotated as GTP-binding protein OBGC, chloroplastic. Lineage: Eukaryota; Viridiplantae; Streptophyta; Magnoliopsida; Fabales; Fabaceae. The transcript has 7 exons. The coding region runs from base 41 to 1960 and encodes 639 amino acids. The record is from RefSeq and is a predicted model, not a curated record. Gene Ontology annotation, cellular component: mitochondrion. Gene Ontology annotation, molecular function: GTP binding; GTPase activity; magnesium ion binding.
UGUGAAAUGUAGUUCAGUUCAUCUUCUACUAUUAGGAAAAAUGGCUUCUUCAAUCUCACCAUGGUUCUCUCCCAUUGCUAUAACUUGUUCCAACACACGCAACCGUCGCUAUCGUUUACCCACUCGCACCAAAACCAAACCUCCCCCAAACCCUAAACUCAACAAAAACCAAACCAUCAAGCUUAAAUCUCCGCCUGAACCGUUACUCCUCUCAGCCGCCGAACCCACCACCUACGCCUGUCUCCCUCUCAAAGAAGACUAUUCAUCAUCCCACUCUCCUUCCACCCCCGAAAUCAAACUCUCCGAAUCAACACCAAUUCAACAAUUUCUCCACAAUGAUGAAGACGAAGACGACGAAGAAGAAGAAAUCAAUCGUAAUUUCGACGGAAUUCAGGACUCUGAUUUUGAAGACGAUGAAGACGAGGAAGAAGAUAGGUUUAUGGAUGACGAGGACGAUGAAGACGAGGAAGAAGAUAGGUUUAUGGAUGACGAGGACGACAAGAUUAACGAAAAUAGCAUAAAUGAAGAAUUAUGGAGUGAUGAAUCGGAGGGUGAGGUGAAGGAGAAAGGGUUACCUGCGGUUAUGAGAUGUUUUGACCGGGCAAAGAUAUAUGUAAGAGCCGGAGACGGAGGGAACGGUUCAAUGGCAUUCCGGCGGGAGAAAUAUGUGCCGUUUGGAGGGCCGUCGGGAGGGGAUGGAGGGAGAGGUGGUAAUGUGUAUUUGGAAGUUGAUAAAGCGAUGAGUUCGUUGUUGCCGUUUCGGAAUGGGAUUCAUUUUCGGGCAGGGAGGGGGUUACAUGGGAAAGGGAAGAAGAUGAUUGGUGCUAAGGGGGAAGAUGUGGUGGUGAAGGUGCCUCCUGGGACGGUGGUUAGAGAGGCUGGGAGUGAUGUGGUGCUGUUGGAGAUGGUGUAUCAUGGACAGAGAGCGUUGUUGUUGCCUGGUGGUAGAGGUGGGAGAGGGAAUGCUGCUUUCAAGUCUGGGAAUAAUAAAGCUCCCAAGAUUGCGGAGAAUGGUGAAGAAGGUCAUGAAAUGUGGUUGGAGUUAGAACUCAAGCUUGUUGCAGAUGUUGGAAUAGUUGGUGCUCCAAAUGCAGGAAAAAGUACACUUUUGAGUGUUGUUAGUGCUGCAAAGCCAGAGGUGGGAAAUUAUCCCUUUACAACGCUGCUUCCCAAUCUGGGUGUUGUUUCCUUUGACUACGAUUCAAAUAUGGUAGUGGCAGACCUUCCGGGUCUUCUUGAAGGAGCACACCGAGGUUUUGGUUUAGGUCACGAAUUUCUGCGACACACUGAAAGGUGCUCUGCACUGAUACACGUCGUUGAUGGUUCAUCACCACAGCCAGAUCUUGAGUUUGACGCAGUUCGUCUAGAGCUGAAGCUAUUUAAUCCUGAACUUGCUGAGAAGCCUUUUUUAGUUGUUUAUAACAAAAUGGAUCUUCCAGAAGCAUAUGAAAACUGGGAAUCCUUCAAGGAUACGUUGGAAUCUAGUGGGAUCACACCUUUUUGUAUGAGUGCUGUCAAAAGGGAAGGUACUCAUGAAAUUAUCUGUGCUGCUUAUGAGCUUUGGCGUAAAAAUAAAGAAGACAAGGAGGAAUAUGAAGAUGGACAACAUACGGUAGACAUGAAUCACGUAGCUCACGCAGUACAGAAACAACGGAGUGCAUCGAUUAGUGAGUUUGAGAUUUUUCAUGAUAAGAGUUCAAAUGUUUGGAGUGUAGUUGGAUCUGGAUUGCAACGUUUUGUUCAGAUGACAAAUUGGCGGUAUGUUGAUUCAGAGAAAAGAUUCCAAAAUGUUCUUGAGGCUUGUGGUGUGUUUAAGUCUCUCGUGAACCUUGGUGUAAAGGAAGGCGACAAAGUGAUGAUUGGAGAGAUGGAGAUGAUAUGGCAUGACUCUUCAAACAAAACCAGUGCAUCAAAGGUGAAGAUAUCCACAGAUUCAAUUAAGUGGCCUGAACAGAAGUAAUACCACUCUAUUUUGGUGCUUCUAGAUCCAUGUGUACUGCAACUACACAAUAGCAGUUCACGUAGGAAGCAAAUGUGGUCAAAAUGAGAUGAUAUAGACGAGGACAAAAGUCGUGAAAAGCUGCCUCAAGAAGCACAACGUUAAAUCAUACUAAUUGGAAACUUGUUCUUGAUAGAAUGAUGCUCGUUUCUUUUAUUUGACCAGAAGCUGACUGAGGUUUUCAACUGCUCACAAUUGAGUUAAGGAAGAUACAAUUGUAAUUGUAAGGUUGUAAAUCUUACAUUAUUUGUAACCAAAGGAAGAGAAUCUAAUUGUCAUGUAAUUUUAUGAUGGUGUGUUGUAACAAUUUUGUUAUCAGGUGUAAGAUGUCCAAUGUUGUGUCAUCAUUAGAUUUUUACAUGACGCUCUUAUGUGGGUCGCAUAGUUUGGUGAAUUUAGAGUGAAGAUCAAAUUUUGAGUUUCACCUGAAGUCAUUGUUUAAGUGUUCUAUUUUAUCUGAAGAGUUGCAAAUGUAUCCAAAUAGAGAUGACAAUUAUGCUGAAUUAUUGAAGGAUCUAGUUGAGAUUGAA